This is a messenger RNA of Tupaia belangeri chinensis (Chinese tree shrew), 3816 nucleotides long. RefSeq names its product hephaestin like 1 (gene HEPHL1). The record is from RefSeq and is a predicted model, not a curated record. Gene Ontology annotation, molecular function: ferroxidase activity; copper ion binding. The coding region runs from base 1 to 3480 and encodes 1159 amino acids. The transcript has 20 exons. Gene Ontology annotation, cellular component: plasma membrane. Lineage: Eukaryota; Metazoa; Chordata; Mammalia; Scandentia; Tupaiidae. Gene Ontology annotation, biological process: iron ion transport.
AUGCCUCGGAAGCAGCAGGGUAGCUGCACCUUUCUCCUCACCUUCCUGGGUCUGUGUGGGCUGGUUGGCGCCGUUACCAGAACAUACUACAUUGGGAUUGUGGAAGAACACUGGAACUAUGUACCUCAAGGGAAGGACGUUAUUACUGGGAAAAGUUUCACAGAAGACAAACUUGCAACUUUAUUUCUCGAAAGAGGGCCCAACAGGAUAGGCAGUACUUACCUAAAGGCCAUUUACAGACACUACACAGAUGAGACCUACUCCACGGAGAUCUCCAAGCCCCCCUGGCUUGGUUUCCUGGGCCCCAUCUUGAGGGCUGAAGUGGGUGAUGUGAUCGUCAUUCAUUUAAAGAACUUUGCUUCCCGACCUUACUCUUUGCACCCACAUGGGGUUUUCUACAACAAAGAUUCAGAAGGAGCCUUAUACCCAGAUGGAACUUCUGGAAAAAACAAGAAUGAUGACAUGGUCCCUCCUGGCAAAAACUACACCUAUGUCUGGCCAGUGAGAGAAGAAUAUGCACCUGCUCCAGCAGAUGCCAACUGCCUGACCUGGGUGUACCAUUCACACAUUGACGCCCCUAAGGACAUCUGCUCUGGUCUGAUUGGGCCCCUGCUCGUGUGUAAGCAAGGUGUCCUGAAUAGAUACUCAGGGACAAGGACUGAUGUGGACCGAGAGUUCGUUAUAAUGUUUACUCUUGUGGAUGAGAAUCAAAGUUGGUACCUCAAUGAAAAUAUCAGACUUUACUGCUCUGACCCUGAUUCCGUCGACAAAAAAGACGCCGUUUUCCAGAGGAGUAACAAAAUGCACGCCCUCAAUGGAUACCUCUUUGGAAACUUCCCUGAACCUAACAUGUGCGUGGGUGAAUCCGUGUCUUGGCACCUGUUUGGAAUGGGGAAUGAGAUAGACAUCCAUUCCAUCUACUUUUAUGGUAACACCUUCAUCAGCAGAGGGCAUCGGACUGAUGUGGUCAACCUGUUCCCAGCCACCUUCCUCACCGCAGAAAUGAUAGUUGAGAAUCCUGGGAAGUGGAUGAUAACCUGCCAAGUCAGCGACCACCUGCAAGCUGGUAUGCUGGGGCAAUACAAUGUUGGUAACUGCAAAGGUGGCAUUUCUUACCCCAAGAUGAAGGGUCCACAGAAGCACUACUUUAUAGCAGCUGAAAAGAUUCUGUGGGAUUAUGGUCCUCAAGGCUAUAACAAAUUCAGCGGUCAUCUCCUGAAUGCCUCUGGCAGUGACUCCGAGUUCUACUUCACACAAGGGAACAACAGGAUAGGAGGAAGAUAUUGGAAGGCUCGGUACACGGAGUAUGUUGAUGCAACUUUUACUCGAAGAAAGAAACUCUCAGAGACAGAAGCCCAUCUUGGAAUUCUUGGCCCAGUCAUCAAGGCAGAGGUGGGUGACACCCUGUUAGUGACCUUUGCCAACAGAGCCGACAAAGUCUAUAGCAUCCUACCCCAUGGUGUGAUCUAUGACAAGGCAUCAGAUGCAGCCCCAAACAUAGAUGGAUUUCGAAAACCAGGGGCGCACGUGAAACCAGGUGAAAUCUUCACAUACAAGUGGAUGGUGCCUGAGAGUGUAGGUCCAACAGCCGACGACCCUCCCUGCCUGACCUACUUGUACUUCUCCGCAGUCGAACCAAUUAAGGACACCAGUGCUGGCCUUGUGGGGCCUUUGCUAGUCUGUAAAAAAGGUGCGCUUAAUGCUGACGGGACACAGAAAGGAAUAGACAAGGAAUUUUACCUACUGUUCACGGUCUUUGAUGAGAAUCUGAGCAGGUAUCUUGAUGAGAACAUUCAGAAGUUUACCUGGCAUCCCUUCAGCGUUGACAAAGAAGACAAAGAGUUCGUGAAAUCCAACCGAAUGCACGCUGUUAACGGCUACAUGUAUGGCAACCAGCCAGGCCUAAAAAUGUGCAGAAAGGACAGAGUUUCCUGGCAUAUGAUUGGAAUGGGCACUGACACCGACAUGCAUGGAGUUUAUUUUCAAGGGAACACCAUCCACCUUCGAGGCACUCACCGUGACAGCCUGGCCCUGUUUCCCCACAUGGCCACCACAGCGUUCAUGCAGCCAGACCAUGCAGGUAUUUUCAGGGUGUUCUGUUCUACCAUGCACCACUUCACCAGAGGCAUGAAUCAGAUCUAUGAGGUCAACAGCUGCGGCAACACGGACCCCUCUGAGCAGCCAUACGGGAUGAUAAGAACCUUUUACAUCGCUGCUGAAGAGGUAGAAUGGGAUUAUGCCCCUAACAAAAACUGGGAGUUCGAAAAGCAGCACUUGGACGCUGGAGGGGAAAGACAUGGCGAUAUAUUUAUGAACCACACUGAAAACUGGAUCGGCUCUCAGUACAAGAAGGUGGUUUACAGGGAAUACACCGACGGAGAAUUUGUGGAGAUCAAAGCCCGACCGCCACGAGAGGAGCAUUUAGCGCUGCUAGGCCCAAUGAUUCAUGCUGAGGUAGGCGACUCCGUCCUGAUCAUAUUUAAGAACAAAGCCACGCGGCCCUACUCCAUCUCGGCCCACGGUGUGGAGGCCAUGGACAGUGGGAAGCAGCUCCAAGCGCUCAUCACAGAGCCAGGAGAAAUAAACACUUACAGGUGGGAUAUUCCUAAAAGAUCCGGUCCGGGGCCCUCUGAUCCCAACUGUAUCCCGUGGGUUUACUAUUCCACGGUCAACUUUGUGAAGGAUACAUACAGUGGUUUGAUGGGUCCUCUGAUUACAUGCCGGGAAGGAGUAUUGAAUGAAAAGGGAAGAAGGAGUGAUGUCGAUUAUGAAUUUGCACUCUUGUUCUUGGUGUUUAAUGAGAACGAAUCCUGGUAUCUGGAUGACAAUAUUAAGAAGUAUCUCAAUAAAGAUCCACGCACCUUUAAGCACACUGAUGAUUUUGAGGAGAGCAACAGAAUGCAUGCCAUUAAUGGAAAGAUCUUUGGGAAUCUUCAUGGACUCAUAAUGAAUGAAGAUUCAAUGACAAACUGGUAUUUGUUAGGAUUAGGGAGUGAAGUGGACAUCCAUACCAUCCAUUACCACGCCGAGAGCUUUCUUUUCAAAAUAGAUAAAUCUUACCGUGAAGAUGUGUAUGAUCUGUUUCCUGGGACAUUCCAAACCAUCGAACUGUUCGCAGAUCACCCAGGGACAUGGCUGCUGCACUGUCACGUGUCUGACCACAUCCAUGCUGGCAUGGAGACAACCUACACGGUCCUCCGGAACAUAGACAACAGGGUUCCUUACUCCACGAAGUCUCCCGGAGCAGCGUCCCGCCCGGCCACGGUGCCCUCGCACGGACAACCCAGCCAGGACGAGCUCUAUUUCUUUGGCCAGAACCUGGGUCCCAGAGGAGCCAAGGCAGCCUUGGUCACCCUCUUCAUCAUCGGGUUGCUCCUCCUGAUUGCCACCGUGACUCUCUCGCUCCGUCUCCGCUCUGUGAGGAAGCAGAUGGCCUAUCGGGAGGUCCAGUCCUGCGCGCUCCCCACGGAUGCUCUGUGAGCCAUCGGGCUUCCUCAGCAGGCAGGGGUGAGGCUCCACCCCCCGCCGAGAGGUAGACUGGACCAAGGCAUCGUUCACCAAGGAAGAAUGACACCGGGGAGUGGAUUGGGCUUCUGAUCCUCUGGAACAUCACCCAGAGCAAUUAGCUUUUAUUUAUUUAUUUGUAAACGGGCUGUGAAUAAUCCUCAGGUAUAAAUACAGAAAUGGGAGAGGGGGUGGGACUGAGAAAUGCCCGCUCAUAGCCUGUUCCCGGGCUGAGGUGGCCGAAGUGGGAGAGCCUCUGAAGGAUACUUUACACUCCAUCUUCCAUAACCCUUAGGUUAAGCAGUGUGCUGA